AUGAGUUAAAAAACUUAAAGCAACGUUUUUUUAUAAUAAAGGAAUAUUAUAAAAUGUGAGUUAAGCUCAGAAAUUCUUUAGUAAUUUAGAACUAUUUUUGAUGAGAAGCUAAAUCCAGAUCUUUUCAAGCAAAAAAAGAUAAAAGAAAUAUAUCAAAUUAUUACUGAAAAUCUCACCGAUGAAGUAUUAAGCAAAUAUCUUAUCGCAGUUGUGUUAAAUCCAGUUUAUAAUAUAAAUUAUGAAGAAGGACAUGUUUUAAUUGUUAAUUAUGAAAGAAUUGGAUUAUUCUGCUAUAAGCCUAAAUACAUAGAUUUAUCUCUCCCAUAAAAUGUUUAAGCAUAUGAUAAAGACACAAUAAAAAAGAUGGAAUCGUAUGCAAAAUUAGUGGAAAUUACAGACAAAGAAAGUUUCGAAAAUGAUAAAUUUUUAAAGGAAUAUUUAUCUGCUUAUUACGUUAAAAAUUAUGUUAAGCUAGAUACUGAUCUUGAUUAAUAUGAACUCAAAUUUAUUAAUGACAUUAGGGAUGCAUUUAUUAUUGCAUCAGGAAUGGGAUUUUGGCAUAUAUUUUUAGGCGAAAAGAUCGUUUUUGAUAAAGAAUUAAAUUCUAAAAAAAAAGAUAUCAAAGGCAGCUUGCCUAAAAGAGAAAGUUUAAUUGACUUAUCAUAUUAAUUUGAUUAAAAUAAGAAAAAGAGAAUACUUGCAAUAUCAUAAUAAUCCAAUAAACCUUCAUUUUUCCAAAUGACUAAAAUUGGCUGGACUUAGUUAUUUAUACUUGCACUCCUAUUUUUGAUACUCUUUUUGGCACUAGGUUGUGAAGAGUUUAAAAUUAAAAAGCAAUCAGAAAUAGAUUUUUAGAUUAAAGAGUAUUAAUAAAAAAUGAAGCUUUUAAAGGAAGAACAAGAAGAAUCCUAUUUCUUUUAAUCUGAAGAAAACACUGACGAAUCAAAAUUUGAGUUUGUUCCAAAACUAUCUCCCAAAAUAAUUAUUAUGGAUGGAGUCUGCUAUCUAAGAAAUGAAUUAAUUAUUCUCAGCAUGAUAAUAGUUUUUGCUUAUUUCGGGACUUCAUUAUUCAAGAAUCGCUAAAAAUUUCGUAAGUGA
This is a messenger RNA of Tetrahymena thermophila SB210, 1098 nucleotides long. RefSeq names its product transmembrane protein, putative. The record is from RefSeq and is a predicted model, not a curated record. The transcript is spliced from 5 exons. NCBI's taxonomy places the organism in Eukaryota, Ciliophora, Oligohymenophorea, Hymenostomatida, Tetrahymenidae.